ACGGUCCAUCCAUCGACGACGAGUCACACGAGUCACGGCUCGUGCGUGCGUGCGUACGUACGCAGCCCAGGGACACCGACCGCCGCCGCCGCCCGCAGCUCCUCCUCCUCCUCCUCCGACCCCCUCUCAACCGCACGUACACGUCCUCGCUCCAUGGCGGGCAUGCCCACGGAAAGCGUGACCCGGCGCUUCGCCGCCGCGUGCGGCGUGCUCAGCCAGUACGUCCGGACGACCGGCGCGCCCGCGAUGACGCCGCCGCCGCCGUUCCUGAAGCCAGCCGCCGCCCAGGAGACGACGGUCGCGCCGCGCACGCAGCAGCUGACCAUCUUCUACGGCGGGAGGGUGGUGGUGCUGGACGCCUGCCCGGCCGACAAGGCGGACGAGCUGAUCCGCCUCGCCGCCUCGGCGGCGGCCGCGCAGGGCCCGCUGCAGCAGCCGCCGGAGGAGCAGGCGCUGGUGGACAUGCCCAUCGCCCGGAAGGCCUCGCUGCGGCGCUUCCUCGCCAAGCGCAAGGACCGGUGGUCCUCCGCCAGCUCUACGGCCUAUGACGACCGCCGCCAGGACGACGACGACGACGACGAGGCGGAGGAGGAGGAGGAGCCGCCGGCGCCCAAGAAAGGCAAGAUGGCGGCGGCGGCGCGCGAGGACCCUUCUUCCUCUUCCUGGCUCGCGCUCGGCAGCAUGUGCUCCAUGCACGGCCGCUGAUGAGGGAGCCAGCGGUGGUUAUUAGUAGUGCAGACAAGAGCUCGGGCGCCCGCCCGGCCAUGGGAUGGGAUGGGAGGCGUUGCAGCAGCAAUUUAUGUGCUACCUACGUACUAGUAUUUAUUAUAAUUGUUAUUACUAACAACAACGACUGGUAGUAUCGAUCAGAGACCGACGCUAUUCGAUCGUUGGUUCGUUUCAUUGUCCUUCCUUGCUAGCUGGUGGUGUAUCGACCAUCUAAAUCUAACAGGACACGUGGACCUGGACGGCAAGAGAUGUCCAGUCCAGCAGUGUGGAACGU
This is a messenger RNA of Zea mays, 1003 nucleotides long. RefSeq lists its product as uncharacterized. Bases 154 to 705 code for a protein of 183 amino acids. The transcript has a single exon. Gene Ontology annotation, biological process: response to wounding; regulation of jasmonic acid mediated signaling pathway; regulation of defense response. NCBI's taxonomy places the organism in Eukaryota, Viridiplantae, Streptophyta, Magnoliopsida, Poales, Poaceae. Gene Ontology annotation, cellular component: nucleus. The record is from RefSeq and is marked validated.